GCAACAUUUCGUUGGAGUUAAUCUAGGAAUCAUUCUUACUGACAUUAUAAAAAUAAAUUAUAUAUUUUAUUCACGUGUUACAUUUGCCUCCAGUAUCAUUUUAUAUCUCAAACAACGUUUAUCAACCAUCACGUUGUGAAAGUGUGAUUGAAGAGUUACGUCAGUGCUGCAUAAAACAUUUUGACAAGUCGUUAGUUUGUGAAGGAAUUGAUAUUUCAAAACCUUAUGAGCAUAAAACAGUUGAUUACCAAUCAGCAUUGAAAAAGUCAUGACUAAGUUUACCGUCGACAGACGUUUGUUAAAAGACAGAUCUUGGGCUUUCAAGCAUCAUCGUUUUUUCUCAAUUGCCGGAGGAUUUAUUGCUGUUGCUAUAAUAUUCAGCGGCCCGAUUUACUAUAUUGGUGGGAAUAAGCUCGAGACUCUUGAAAUACCAGAAUCUCAAUUUAAAAAUCCAUUUAGCAGCAAGUAAAAAAAAAAAAAAAAAAGAAAAAAAAAAAGACGUUCAAUGAACUCGGUAACAAAAGCCAGAGAAAGAUUGAAAAAGUAUCCGUUACUGUUUGCACAAUGUAAAGAAUCAGCAAUCGAUUAUGGAAAGUGCGUUGUAUCUAAACAGAAUAUCGGUAAAGAUGAUUGUCAAAAAGAGUUCAAUAAAUUCAAGUCUUGUCUCGUAGAAGCUGCUCGGAAAAACAAAACAAAAUUAUAAAUAUAGUAAGUGGUA
Molecule: messenger RNA, 718 nt
Organism: Cotesia glomerata
Lineage: Eukaryota; Metazoa; Arthropoda; Insecta; Hymenoptera; Braconidae
Product: NADH dehydrogenase [ubiquinone] 1 alpha subcomplex assembly factor 8-like
Exons: 3
Coding region: 506-703 (65 amino acids)
Biological process (GO): mitochondrial respiratory chain complex I assembly
Cellular component (GO): mitochondrion
Source: RefSeq, a predicted model, not a curated record